AAAGCCACUGUUCUACAGACUGUGCAUCCACAGUACGAUCCGAGUGGUUCCAUAAUCCAUAAUGCAGCUUUCAGUUCUUGUUCUUGUAUGUUGCUUUUGCCUCUUCUUGGAGGCACGUGGCCAAUGCAUUGAUACCUAUGAGCCGGGUUGUAGAUCGCCAGCGGAGAUUGGCCGACCUCAAAGGCAUUGUAUCGAUCCCACAAAAUACUGGAUGUGCCCUCAAUUGAACGGAAAAGCGGUGCUUAAGAAGUGUGCUCCCAACACUGGAUUUGAUCAGGACAAAGAUGCGUGUAUACCAUGGAUUGCUUGGGUAUGGAAGCCUUGCAUUGAGCCACCAAGUCGUCCAAAAGACUGGGAACAUUGUUAACAAAAUUAAUUGUAUUUGAUUAAUAAUAUGAAAAAAGGUAAAUAAAUGUUACACGCUUUUGACAUUAUAA
This is a messenger RNA of Drosophila innubila, 437 nucleotides long. RefSeq lists its product as uncharacterized. Gene Ontology annotation, molecular function: chitin binding. The transcript is spliced from 2 exons. Bases 62 to 367 code for a protein of 101 amino acids. Lineage: Eukaryota; Metazoa; Arthropoda; Insecta; Diptera; Drosophilidae. The record is from RefSeq and is a predicted model, not a curated record.